GAGGAGGAGAUGAGCAUCGUUUCCUAGAUGGCUGCCUCCGCGUCCCCUCAGCUGCGGCGGCGGCGGCGGCGGUUCGCGUUUUUAAAUAGGCUCCGAGGUAAACGCUCUCUGGGUACGCACCUGUGGCGCCACAGCCGCAGAGCAGUCUCUGUUUGGAGGCUUCUCGUGGAGGUAGGAGGCGGCGCGGCUGCUGUUCGCUCUUACACCCAGCAGAAGGCGCUGUGGGGGCCGGACCUAAGGGAAGGCCGCCAGCCCGAGUGUCUUGGAAGGAGCUUGUUCCCAGAGUGCACUCGGGGUCCACAAAGCAACAGCUGGGCAGCUGCGGAGGAGCCGGGACCUUGGAAGCCGAGCUUGGCUAGGUUUGGGGCCAGGUCGCAGCGGCUGCGGAGGCGGAAGCUACGCAUCUCGGGGCAGGGCCUCCGGAGCUCAUAGCGGCCCUCGGGUCCCUGGCCCCGCGCCCUUCCUCGGCUGACCUCCCUAACGCAGGCCCCGGAGUCUGGGUCGAGCCAGCCGUAAGGAGUCCCAGCAGGUGCCGGGAGCGGGGCAAGAGAAGAGGGGAAGGAGAAGAGCCAGACGCUCCAGAGCCCGCCCACCCGCGCCUCAGUCUCUUCGGGGCCAGGGCACGAGACGGAAGGCCAUGGCUGAGGCGGCGCCUGCUCCGAUUCCAGAAUGGGAAUCAGACUGUACCACUUCUCUGCAGUCCCUCCCACUGCCAAGUGAGGCCCACCUGCAGACAGCAGCCAUUUCCUUAUGGACAGUUGUGGCAGCAGUUCAGGCAGUCGAGAGAAAGGUGGAGGUGCACAGCCGGCGGCUUCUGCAUCUAGAAGGGAGGACAGGAGCAGCAGAGAAUAAACUGACUAACUGUGAAAAAACAGUGGCAGACCUUGGGAACCAGCUGGAGGGAAAAUGGGCUGUGCUGGGGACCCUGCUCCAAGAGUAUGGACUACUACAACGAAGGCUAGAAAACAUGGAGAACCUGCUGAGAAAUAGGAAUUUCUGGAUCCUCCGUCUUCCCCCAGGUAUUAAAGGAGAUAUCCCAAAGGUGCCAGUGACGUUUGAUGAUGUCUCCAUCUACUUUUCUACUCCAGAAUGGGAGAAAUUAGAAGAAUGGCAGAAGGAACUUUACAAGAACAUAAUGAAGGGCAACUAUGAGUCUCUCAUCUCAAUGGAUUAUGCUAUGACACAACCGGAAGUUUUGUCCCAAACUCAGCCAGAGGUAGAACAUAAUACAGAGAACCAAGUGAGACCAGAUGGGAGUGAGAUGACUGCAGAACCCAGUGAUGAGCCAGGCAUUUCUACAUCAGACAUUCUCUCCUGGAUUAAACAAGAAGAAGAACCCCAGGUGGAAGGUCCACAGGCAACUGAAGAAAGUGACAUAUACAAAGGCACCUAUGCUGAUGAUGAGCUUGCCAUCAAAGCUGAAAGUCUUACUGGAGGCCAGUUGUGUUCAGAUGCUCAGGUUACCUCUUCUAAUGCACCAGGAGUGACAAAAGAUGCUUUCCAGGAUGCAGCUUUCAAGAGCCAGCAUCCUCUACCUGUACUACCCUCUGGACCUUCAGUUAAUAACCCCCUUGAACCUCUUGGGGGACAGGCUAGUUUCACUCAAUUGGGUAACCUUAACCUAACCACCCCAUCUGGAGAGCAACAGCAAUACUUCCCUUGUCGUCAUUGUGGCAAGAAUUUUAAUGAGAAGGAAAUGCUGCAGGACCACCAGAGUAGUCAUGCUGGUGAGCGUCCCUUUGCCUGUGCCCAGUGUCCUAAACGCUUUGCCCAGCAGGCCAACCUCAGUAACCAUGCCCGUGUGCACACAACCGAGAGGGCUCAUACCUGCCCACAUUGCUCCAAGAGCUUUGUGCACCCCUCUCGACUUACCUAUCACCUGCGUGUUCACAGUGGUGAACGGCCUUUUCCCUGUCCAGAAUGCCCCAAACGUUUCGCUGACCAAUCCCGGCUCACUAGUCACCGACGUGGCCACUCAGGUGAGCGGCCAUUUCGCUGUGCUCAGUGUGGUCGGAGCUUCAGCUUAAAGAUUAGCCUUCUGCUCCACCAAAGGGGCCAUGCCCAGGAGCGCCCCUUCUCCUGCCCUCAGUGUGGCAUUGACUUCAAUGGCCACUCAGCACUGAUCCGCCACCAAAUGAUCCACACGGGUGAGAGACCCUACCAGUGUGGCGACUGUGGCAAGAGCUUCAUGCGUAAGGAGCACCUGCUGAACCACCAGCGGCUACAUACCGGUGAGCGUCCCUUCCACUGUGCCCACUGUGGCAAGAGCUUCAUUCGUAAGCACCACCUGAUGAAGCACCAACGGAUCCACACAGGCGAGCGACCCUACCCCUGUCCCUGCUGCGGCAAGAGCUUCCGCUAUAAACAGACGCUCAAGGACCAUUUGCGAGCAGGCCAUGAUGGAAGCUGCAGUGGUGAUGGAGACGUACCAGGGCAGCCACCUGAUCCCCCUGGCCUCCUCUUACCAGGGCUUGAGCCCACAGGCUUAGGAAUUGGAGCCGAUGGCCUGGAGGCCAACCACUGGUAUGGGGAGGGUGGUGGAGGGGGUGUUUUGUAAAUCCUUCAUCUCUUGUUUAUCUAGCAAGUGGAGAGUCCCAAGAAGAGUAAGGGAGUCCAAGAUCAUUUAAAAUUGGCUCUUCAGUUCAUUUUGGGCAUUAUACAUGUAACUAGGAACAUACCUGAUUGUUCAGAUCUUCACUAUACUUCAAAUAAUGAAGAUAUAUUGUGAAACUCAGAGGAGCUUGAAAAGAAUCCACUCACCCUGUUCUUAUGAAGAAAUUAUAUGAACUGAAGAGGUGAUAAUGUUGCAAAGAGGCCGAAAGCAAAAAAUUGGUAAAUCACUGGCAGAUAAUCCAAAUUCAUUUGUAGGUUGAAGCCCAGGGGAGGGACAGGUGGCCUGGGAAACCCCUAAAACUUGAUACCUUCUCUGUACAAUGGGAUUGAUGGGACAUUGAGGCUUCUCCCUAAUUCCUGGGUGGGUGAAGUGAUUAGAGGGGAGUGCUGAACAAGGAGCCACCAAAUCAAGGCUGGUGAUCUCUCCUCUUGAUUCUAGCUUAGACCCUCCUGCUCCAUCUUGUAGUUCUGCUUAUCUUCCCUGAAAUAGACCCAGCUUGAUGGAGAUUCCCUCAUCCUUGUCAACUCCAGACUUGGCCUGCUACAAGAUUUCUUGGAUUUAAUCAGUGUGAUUUUCUUUAAAUAUAGGAUUCAGUCUAGGGUAAGAGAUAACAAUUGUGUAGGUCAGGAAUCUCCAUAAGGAGAAUUGGUUGGUUUUGAACUUUUCACUGGCUUGGUUUACAGUCUUCCCUCUCUAGUCUUCAAGACUACUGAAAUUUGAAAUUUCUCAGAAACCUCCACCCAAGCCAGCUGUUGCCUAGUCCCAAUGCAGAUUCAAAUCGGAAAUUAGCAUUCUCAGCCUAUACAUGGUCCUUCACCCCAAAAUCUGAGAAAUAGGAUUCAUUGGAAUAAAUGACAGGCCAUGUCCCAAAGGGCCCAGUAUUUGUGACUAAGCCAUCAAUUUUAGAUGUGAAUACAUCUAAUGUAUACAUGUUUCUAUGUCUUGACAGAAAUAAUAAGCUGACUUUUCUCUUUCUGAUAUUUUGGACAUUUGUGACAAUAGUUGGCAGAAAAAGAUUACAACCCAGUUUUCAAACUAGCUGAAGACUCACUUUUUUUUUUUCGGAAACAAUGAAGCUAAACUAUUUUAGCAAUGUGGCUGGCUCAAACCAUUAGAGGAAGUGUGUCUUCACCCUCAUUUGGCCCUCCUUGGAAAAGCAGAUAGAAGCUUCCUCCCUAGCUGGUAGCUGGCCCUACCUUGUACAUAAACAACCUAUCUGUCCCAUGUUAUGCUCUCAGAGCUAUUGGCUAUUGUAUACACAAGUUCAUUAGUUGUUGAAUAUGGGUCCCCCAGACAUCUAGAACAAUUGAGCCACCUGGCUCUGUUCUUCUCUGGGUUUAGGCCAGUUACUUCCUUCUCUGGGCCCUAAUUUACCUUUCUGUAAAUUAAGAACAGUGCCUGCCCCAUUCACCUCAGAAGGUUGAUGUGAGAAAUAAAUAAGACCUGAAGUAAGAACUCUAUAGAAAUGCAGAAGGAUGUGAUUGAGGUGGGUAGCAUAUUCUCCUUCCAGCUUCUCUAUUUUUUUAGCCUCUUGUAGGCAGAGCCGAAUAGGACAACAGAGUCAGGGUGGAGAGAUUGCUGACUGAAGCUUGACCCACAUCUAUUAGAGAUGUACUUAAGAACCAAGAACCUUUGAGAGAAAUGGGUGGUGUUCUCAUACUGAAGUUGCAGCCGUGCACAUUGGCAAGUGAGGCUAUCAGCCUCAGCCAGAAGGAGAAAAACUAACAGCCUCUUGCCAAGUACUCAUUCUGUGCUCCAGAGAAUACUAUAGUCCAUGUUAUUCAAUGACAAGACCUUUACUUGGUGGUUUGAGUGAAAAAGGCAUGUCUUUCCCUCAAACAGGAAAGCUAUGUAAUAUUUGGUGGGAAGAGCAUUGUACAACAGGUUAGGACAUCUGAGUUUUGCCACUAACUGCUUUGCAACUAUGGGCAAAACACCUUUCUCAGUUUCCUUAUCUGUAAAAUUUUUAGGUGACCUAGAUCUGCAAUAUUUUGAUUCUGUGAGAUAUAGCAUACUGAAUGAAAAAGAAUGUACAGAUUUCCUAGAAAGAAGCCACAGUAGGAAAGCAAGUGCCUGACUCUCUUAGCACUGACACAGAUUGGGAGUGUAAAUGGACUCAUGAUUAUCUCAUCUACUCUCCCUGACUAGUGAAGUGAUCCCCAGGCUAGCAACUGCAAGGAAAUAAUUUGUUUUUUGAAGAUCAGAAUAUGGAUAACCAAAAUGUUAGUUAAACAGAAGGGCUUAAUUCCAUAAGUAGAAAGGUUCCUGGAGGGCAAUUUCAAGUCCCCAGCAAGGAUCAAGCUCUUAGCCUAGGGUUGGAAAAGAUGCUUUUAGAUCACAAGCUCUCAUAAACAAAAAAGACAAUCCCUAACCAUGACUCCUAGCUCCUGUCAACCAUGUGUCCCAUGAAUUCUCAGUAGUCUCCAUUUGUAGGAGAGGAGUUUAAUACAUGUUAGCUUGUUACCAGUAUUCACCAAUUCUGCCCUCCCUUCCAGUUAAAAGACUAUGUCUUUAUGCACAGAUGUCAUCUAUCUCCCUAGCCAUUUAAAACCAUUGAUGAUUUUUGACUGCCAAGCAGUGACACAUAGCACUAAUUAAUCCAGUUGGUUUAUUAAGGAGAUCAGAAUAAACAGACUCUCUUUGCUGGGUGUUUUCAUUGUCUCUUGUAAAAUGACAUCAUUAAUUGAUAUGCAAAGUGGUGAACGCUGGUAAAUAACCAGCCUGUAAAAAUGGUCAUCAUUCUUCACUCUUGGUCUGAUACUGGAGGUACCUUAUUGUAGGCCCUGGGGUAACAGCAAGAACCUCCAUGACUUCUCAUCAAGGAACUAUUAAGCACCUGAUGGAGGUGAGGUGCUCAGGUAAUUAACAGAACUUUGAGAAAGAGAUGGCUGCCUUUAGGCAUCACAGACUGUUCCAGGGAUUUUGCUUUUUUGUAGAAUUGAAUACUUGGAGCCUCAGUCAUAGGAGAUCUAGGCUUCCACGUUCCAUAGUGUAAAGAUAACUUAUGAGUUUGUGCUCAGGCCCCUUCUACAGAAUGAGGAGACUGCAUCAGAAAAAGCAAUCCCAGAAAUCUGUAAUUCUUGAGGAUGGCCUUAUGGAACAGAAGUGAAUCUGUCAGGCUAGUGGGAGAGGUUCCCUGAUCUUCCUCUGGUGGGGCUAGUGGGUGGUCUGUAAGCUUUAACCUCAUUCUUCUUCAGCUCCAUUCCAGGCAGGAGUACAUUUCUAGAUUAGAAUAACCUGUUCAGCUCAUAGGUGUUUUGUGCAAGGAAAUUUUUUUUUGUUUUAGCAAUUUUUGCAACCUGAAUAUAAGAGUUAUGUUUCAUGAGCAACAGUAAAAAGCAUACUCAGAUGUGUACUCCUGCAGAUUGUCCCUUCCUUAAAUGCUACUCUACUCUAGUUUGGAGUUUACUGUCAGAAACUAAAAAUGGUUAUUUUUGCCCCUCCCUAUGGCCCCCAACCUCAAAGAACUAAAGUUUUUUUUUCAGUACACAAAAAUAUACUUCACGUCACUGUGUGUCAGCUGUGAAAUUUUUAAAAGGAACCUCCUAAACAAUUAGAUAUAUUCAUAAUUACAAAAAGAGAAGUCAACCAGAGAAUACUGAUAUGAAGUCAGGAAGACAUCUGUGCCCAGCCAAAAACAGGACCGGGAUACUCUGAAUGACUGUUGAAUAAGCAGUUUAAAUAAAGUCAUAGGAGUUUUGAUAAAGCUUCAUGCUUCAAGUUUUUAUUUUUGGUUAAAAAAACUGGGGAGAAAGCUGGUGUAGAAAAAUAGGUACAGAAGCAUCUUUGGAGUUAGGAAGAUUCAGGUUCAAGUCCUGCCUUGGACAGGUAUUGGCUGUGUGAUUAGAUAAGUCAUGACCAGUCAGUUCCCCUAAAACUGUUAUAGAUGAGCUGCCAGUCUGCAUUAGAAGUGGGAGAUUCCACAUGAGAAGUUCUUCACCUAUGAAAUCAGAUUCACCCCCCUCUCCAAAAAAACCCAUGCUAUUAAUAAAGUCUAGAAAAUGGAAUACCAGCAAUUUAAAUUCCCCAAGAACAAGAACUUUGCUUUCCAAAUCUUUGGUAUCUUCCAUUAUGCCUGGCACAAAACUGGUUAUAUAGCAUUCCCUAAAAUUUAUUUAGUGAAACUGGGGGAGGGGAGGGACACUGAACAGAGUCCAAAGACUGAAGAUCAAGAUGAUCAGUUCUGUUACUGAACAGCUGUGAGACUGCAUAAAUCACAACUUUUCCAACCCACUGCUUUGUCUAUAAAUGAAGGGAUUGGACUAGAUUCUUAUAGAAGCCAGGUAAAAUUAUAUGAUUCUGCCACCUGAUUUUUGGGUAAGCGUCCCCAUUUUAAAGAUAGGGUCAUAUGUAUUCUCUUUUUAUCUUUGCAAUAACUUUGGAAUACAGACAUUAAAUGAGAUAAUAAGCACUAAGUACUCUGAAACUACAGCAUCAGGUAAGUGCAAGGUUGGAAAAUAGAAGGUGCACAAGUCAUUUAUUAUAAAUUAUAAUUGGGCCAGCUAUAAUCAGCUUACCAUUGGCGAUUGUUUUGAGGGAUUUGAUGUAGGAAGAAACUCCAAAAACAUCUAAUUGACCUUAUUUUAUAGAUUAAAAAAUUGAGGCUCUGGAAGGUGUGAAGUGAAUUGCUUAAAAUCAUAGGUUUUAAAUAGCAAAACUACGAUUUGAACCCAUUAUAUCAUUUUAACUGGUCCCACUACAAAUUUAUGUUGCAUAAUCUCAACUGGGGCCUCACUGCUGCAAGACAAUGCUUUUACACCUUAAAUGAUUCACUGUCCCACCCACCACAGCAGUUUUCCCAAACUUCUUUUUUCAAUGGCUCAAGACUCCCCCACCCUCACCCCACUCAAGCUGAGAAUGAUGCUUAUAUUUCAUUGAAAACAUUGAGGUUAUGUGCCAAGAGCUCCCUCUUCUUCCUUCACCUCACAUCACUCAGAUUCCUUUUGCUAUUUCUCCAUUCAUCUUAUCAAAAGUUGGCCUUUCUUGCCAAGGCAAACCCCUUUACAUGCACAAAUGAUCCCAUUCUACCCCAUCCUCAGCAGAUUGCCCACUCUCACUUAUCUUUAAUUCUUUCUGCUAGCCGCUUCCUCAAUACCCACAAACAUGCCUAUUGUCCUCAUCCUCAACAAACUCACUUGAUUUGUUCAUCCCCACUCGCCUGUCAAGACUGGUUUUAUAGGGAAACUAGGGCCUUGGUAGACAAAAGUUGCCAGAAGACCUUCUCUAGCCUUAGGGACCUCUGUCAAAAGACUUAACUACUUUAACACUGAGCAGCCUUGAUAUCCUUCAAAAGUGUUUUUACAGGUGGAAAUACGACUGUAAAAUAAGAGGAUUUUGUUUAAGUAAAUGUGCUGGGAUUUUCAUCCAAAUGCUGUGCCAUUUUUUAAGUAGUCACCUUUUGAAUAUGUAUUUCAACAAUGUGGCCAUUGCCAAAUUAUGCUUUGGAACUGCUCUUCCAGAAUGACUUUCAGUCCCACUAACUCCACACUCAUCCUGGACCCCUGAAGCCUCUUCCAGAGAAGCUGGUUUCUCACUGAAGUCCUUGGCAUAAAUCAUAAAACCUCCAGUUAGAGUUGUGAGAACACUAAAAGUAUUUUUAUACUUGGAUCUCCUGAGAGGCAUAAAAACCCUAAGCACCAGAAAACUGUAGGUGAUUGGAGUGAGGGAGCUACCUGCCUGGGGUCUCCACUAUGCCCAGCUAUUAGGCUUCAACCUAACCUCAGGGCAGGAAAUUCAAGGGGUUAGGGAUGGAGGAAGAGAGUGACUUAUGAAAGAGGUUUCCUAUAGUUAUCUCUUUAGAGCUAGUCUAAGACACGAGAAGAAAACCAGUCUCUUUAUAGGGUGAUUCUCUUUCAUGUUCCCUCCACCCCCAAAAAAAGCAGACCCACAGUUUUGGCAAGCUUUCUCUAACUCACUAGAAUCGACCAAUCUAAAUAUAAAAUCUACUUUCAAAAUAAUGGAAACUUGUCCCAUUGAGGAUAUUCAAAAGAAUGUACUGUAGGUUUUGAAGACAAUUACCAAUAAAUGACAUCCUCUAAUCACAAAUAUAUAUGACUCCUACAUACAAAUAUAGGUGCAAGAAGUUAAUACUUUUUCAGCUCAAGCCUCCCCUCUGUGGGUUCAUUUUGUUUUGAAGCUGCUCUCUAACUCCUUCCCCUGGUCAGCCAUGUGAGGACAGUCAAACAGGUUUUGGAGGUAGUGGUCAGUGAUGAGAAGUCCACUUUUGUUUCACCCCUCCUGAUUUUUUUAAAUUUCCCAUAACUCUUGGGGUCCACCUUGCCACAGUUCUUACAGUUUUUAUGAUCCUGUCACCCAAAUACCUAUGCUUCAAAGAAUAUGUAAAGGAAUGACAGACAUUUAAAACCCCAAAACAAAAUUAAACCAUUCGGAAAGAUGGCUUAUAAAGCAAAGUCAAAAUUCCAAGAGAAUAAAAUACUGAGGGAAGAAUCAAAAUUUUCUCAGCAAACGUAGUUUUUUCAGAAGGAAAUAAUGGAGCAUAUUUCAAAAUGUAUUAGUAGAAAACAAAAAUAUUUGGUCUAUAAGAAACAAAUUUUGUAUUUUUUCCAUAAAUAUGAAUAAAAAUGUUCACUAAAGGGGAACCCUGAAACUAGGUGAGUUGUCAUAAUUUUGGCAAAAGAUAGAUGAUUCUCUGUAAAACUAAAUGAGUCAAAUGACCUCCAAUUAUCUCCCCUAUUUUUCCCCAUUAUACUAUCAAGAGCUCUACUGUCUUUAUAGACACUUGCUUCAUUCACUAUGUUCCUAUUUAACCCAAUUAACCGAGUGACAGAAUUUCAUUGGUCUUUUCUAGAUUCACUUAUAUUAAAUCCAUUAUUUAUUAAAUGCCUAUUCUGUGCAGUAUGUCAUGCUAGAUGCUAGAGAUACAAAAAUAGGUACAACAGACCACUUUACUCUUAAGAUACUUGAGUAAUUUAUCUUAUUGAGUGUAGGUACAUGAUGUCUUUCUUCCUACUUAGACUUAAGGAAUAGAUCAGAAUUAUCAAUUCUUUGAUACUUGAUACUCAUUGAGAUAAGUGCUCCCUCCAGUGGUGCAUGUCACUGCAUCUACAGCUUAUCUGAUGUGACUCUUCUAUGUCCUCCUAUAAAUUCUCCAUAGUGAAUCCAUUCAACCUGUUGAAAGCUUUUGUCUAGAUUUCUUCACAUUAUAUGGGUACCAAUGAUACACAGGCUAUUUGUUAUCUCUCACUGUUGAUACAUAACUGACCUGUUGCCUUCUGGUCUUGCAUCCCUUUGAUAUCCUUUAUGGCAUUUCUGGCAUGCAAUUAUUCACGUAUAAUUUGCUGUCUCCUACUUAAGCAGCCAUCAAGUAUCUCUCUGUUGCUCUUUUUGGUGACUUGAAAUAAAAAGUGACAAAGUAGCCUAUUAAAUGUUUUUUGUGACCUUUGGAUGAAUAAUAAAACCAAUUUUACCAAUUCCA
This is a messenger RNA of Monodelphis domestica (gray short-tailed opossum), 10049 nucleotides long. RefSeq names its product zinc finger protein 398 (gene ZNF398). The record is from RefSeq and is a predicted model, not a curated record. Gene Ontology annotation, biological process: regulation of transcription by RNA polymerase II. NCBI's taxonomy places the organism in Eukaryota, Metazoa, Chordata, Mammalia, Didelphimorphia, Didelphidae. Gene Ontology annotation, molecular function: DNA-binding transcription repressor activity, RNA polymerase II-specific; RNA polymerase II cis-regulatory region sequence-specific DNA binding. Gene Ontology annotation, cellular component: nucleoplasm.